AUGGGUGCCGCCGUCUCAGUAACGGCAGCAAACCUGACGAUGGAGCGUCUUGAACAACGCGCACUCGGCUCAUUUUGUCCUGCCCCCAAGACCUUUUUACGUUAUGUGGAUGACUGCUUCAGCAUAAUCAAGAAGGAGGCAUUGAAUGUAUUCACUCAGCACCUGGACGACAUGAACGCAGCAAUCAAGUUUGCCGUAGAGGAGGAGCUGCACGGUAAACUUCCUUUCCUAGACGUCCUCGUCAAGCGCGAAGGAGAAGGCAUGUCGUUCAGUGUCUACAGAAAAAGCACCCACACGGGUCGCUAUUUGCAUUUCAAUUCCGUGAACCCGGUUUCCCACAAAAGCGGUGUGAGCAGCAUUCCUGUUGUGCUGGUGCCCUUGGGUAGUGGUUCAAUCCGGUUGAACAACCCUAAGGCGAUUCAGGAGCAACUUCAUGCGGUAACCUCGCAGUAUCAGAGCAUCCCCGAUGUGCGACAGUUCGGCCGCGGAGAAUCAAAGCCAGGAGCCAUGACGGCCGCAGCAGAGGCGGAUGCGUCCAGUCUUGGCUUGGCUGAGGACAGUGGCAAGGGUUCCUCGACCUCCGAGGAAGAUGGUGCUGUGCCUGUUGUGUUUUGA
Messenger RNA from Rhipicephalus sanguineus (brown dog tick), 615 nucleotides. RefSeq lists its product as uncharacterized. NCBI's taxonomy places the organism in Eukaryota, Metazoa, Arthropoda, Arachnida, Ixodida, Ixodidae. The coding region runs from base 1 to 615 and encodes 204 amino acids. The transcript is spliced from 3 exons. The record is from RefSeq and is a predicted model, not a curated record.